This is a messenger RNA of Procambarus clarkii (red swamp crayfish), 3634 nucleotides long. RefSeq lists its product as uncharacterized. NCBI's taxonomy places the organism in Eukaryota, Metazoa, Arthropoda, Malacostraca, Decapoda, Cambaridae. The record is from RefSeq and is a predicted model, not a curated record.
UUGUCUGCUCGCCAUUUUGUUGGGCUAGUUGUGAAGGAGCCUGAAGUUUGCCUGAUCUUUUCCCUGGACAGAGUUUGGCUGCGAGUGUUGUACUGCUUUAUCUAGUUCAGCAAACAGUUUGGUUUGCUACAAUAUUUAUAAGUAAACUGAAGUGAAUAUUGUGUCAAGUGAAGAGAAAACAAACGCGUUUCACAAAGGAUCACACAUACAUCAGUUCAUUUAUUUGAAAAACUUCUCAAAAUGGUCAACUCUAACUUGCAAUCUCUGCGUUCAAACAUUAACUUCGACAGGUACAACAAUUGUAUUAUUGUUGUGGCUCAGAGGGAGAUGUGUCGAGUGUUUCUGUGGCUUUACCACCACCACCACCAGGAGGACCCGCGCCUCUAUGUUGGGGACUGUCUGCUCAACACUCGCGGUGGAAUGAAAGGUCUUUUUCCCCGGGAAAGAGCCGCUCUGGGCCGACGAGACAAUCCGGUAAAAAUGGACAUCACGCUGCUGUACAAGCUUCUCCAGCGCACCUGCAACCUUGCUGAGGACCCACCAACAUCAUCUGUUUGGAACAGUCCAACUACGCCAGCUGAGGAACAGAGCUUAGAACACACAUUAUAUAAGAUAAAGGAAUUGAGAAAUGACUUAGAUCACGAAUCAAUGAAAUUUGCACACAUGACUGAAGAUGAUCUUAAAGCUCGAGUUUGUGAACUUUGUGACCUGUGCUGCCAUAUUAUACAAGAAGCUGGUCCACGCACUGGCCGGACACCACAGGAGAUAAAUACCGCCAUAGACAACAUAAAGAACGGCCUUCAGUAUAUUCAGACCUCAAGGCCAGCCUCGGGUAUGACUCCUCAGAAGUUUGCUAUGUUUGCUAAACAAGAGUACAAGGAACUGAGAGGGACCACGUUAGACACGAGCAGCUCAUGUGUCAUUCCAAUAAUUAAACGCUCAAUCAGCAUGACGGCCAUGACACCAGAGGAGGAGGUGUCACUCUCACAGCUGCUCAAGUGGCGGUGUGUGGAUGGCACUGUGCCAGAGAUCAUUGUGGUGCAAGGCGACAUUGGUGCAGGCAAGACCUUCCUCUCUCAACAAGUAAUGGACUCGUGGUUGAAGAAUGACAACAGGAUUGAUGACCUUGCUGGGUGUGACCUGGUGGUGUUAAUCCAGUGUCAUGAUGUGUUCACUCGCGACCUGGUGCGACUUCUGCAGGAUAAUUUACUGCCUCAGACUAUCCAGUGCUGUGAGGCUACUGAAGUAAUGGGCAUUCUUAACUCUUUAAGGAUCCUGUGGAUUAUAGAUGGAUUUGAAGAUGCCUCAGCUGAUGCUAAAGGAUUAUUAACUCGUCUCUUCAGCUUGGCAGGGCCAGAGCAGACCUUCAUUGUGACAUCUCGACCGGAAUAUACUCUUGCGUUAACCAACAUCAUUCCUAAAGGUAAAAAUAUUUGUGAAGUAACACUUAGUGGCCUUAGUAGUGACGGAAGGAACGCUCUUCUGAAAGAAUUAAUACAAAAAAAGAAUAGCAAUGCAUCAGAGUGUACAAACGAAUAUGAACAAUUUAAAAUAUACUUGAAACAACAAAGUUCAGAAGUUCAAAUGGAGCUCAGUAACCCACUUAAGUUAAUACUUGCUGUUAAAUUUUGGAUAGAUAAAAGCAAGAUUGAGUUAGGAACUACUCUGUCUGACCUGUACAGUGCGAUACAAGAUGUCCAUGUCAAAAAUGUAAUGGAAAAACUAAAACUCAAAAGCAGCCUACUUGAAGAGGAACUCUUGGAACGAGUUCAGGAUUGGCUCAAAAUAUUGUACAAAGUUGCUUUUGAUAUGACAACUAAAAGCAGAUUUAUUAUAAUUGAGAAAGACGAUGAAAAAUUACUGAAAGGUGAAGGUCGAUGUCUUCUGCCUUCAUACACGGACUGUUUGUCAACGUUCCUAAGUCUCACAGAGGGAGGAAGUCAGUACAAGUUUGUACACAACACUCAACAAUAUUACUUCGCUGCACAACACAUUUGUGCGUUGUUGUCACAUGAAACAUUUGAUGAAAGCAAGUUUGCUGAACUGUUCAACGUCGAUCUAGCUCAAACAGGGCAAAUAGAUCGUUUUUAUGAAGUACUGCUACACACUGUUUCAAGUUUGAUUACACAAGGAAAAUUGAACAAUGACAGAACAAAAGUUUUGAUCAAAAUUCUGAGUCAUUGUCAAAACUGUAGUUGGCUUGAUGUGGUGCAUUAUGCUUCAUGCACUGACACUGUCGUCAAGGAGGUUAGUAAUUACAUGCCAGACUUGUGGGGUGUCACUGACGCAAGUGUCAAGGCGACCUUGAAGUUACUACAGUACAAAACUCCCUCUACGAUUCUAAUUGUGAUUCAUGAAGAUCCAGACAAAUUAGUAGAUUUAAAACCCUUAUUGAAACAGAUUGCAGAACAUUUUAUAUGGGUUAUAUUACGUUUUCAGUAUUAUUUUAGUAAUAUAGCAACAGAUAAAACAUGCGAUGAUUAUUUACGAAUACUUUGUGAUUCAACAAAAUGCGUUGUACAUAGCGUUGUAGGAAAACUCAGUCCUGAUGGAUGUGUGCUUUUAUUUCAAAUGCCGCAUUUAAGAUCAUUAAACUUAAUUGUUCCAACUAAAAUAGCACUAGAGAUACUUUUAGCUCUUAGUUCAUCAGCUGGAGAGUUGGAAGAUCUUGCCCUAUACAUUACAAUGACAGAUAUUAACUCACCGCUAGAUAUUUCAGCAAGAGGAAACAUUAACUUAGACGUACACCUAAUCACUGGAGACGUUCAUUUAGAGCCAUUUGUAAACCUCCUCCGGCGCAUCAGUAGUAGAUACAGGAACAUAGCCUUGUAUGGAGCUUCAGCUGAAAAUGUCCUUCAGUUCGUCCAAGGCCUUAAAGCAAAGGGUAUCAAGGCAGAAUGUCUUCUUAGGAAUGUAAACAUAAACACCAGUGAAAUAAAAGGGCAGUUUCUUCUCGCAUAUGGACCAAUACCUAUAACUGUUUCAGAGAUGCAGUUCAUUGAAAUGUUGUGCAAACCUGAACUGAAAAUUGUUUACAGAGGCGACGUUUUGGAAAUGAUGUUAGCUAUACCAAAGGACAUUCAAAACUAGGCUUUAAUUCUGAAUAAUAAUUAUGAUAUUUUUUGAGCACUAUCUAUUGGAAAGCCGUUUUGGAAUAAUUAUUACUCCAUUUACAAGGAAAGCUUUGAUUCAUUUACUGAUAUUUUGUAUAUAUACAAAUUCUUUACAGUUUUAAUACAUAACAGUAAAGUUUUUCUCUUAUGAGGCUUCAACUGAGAUUACUAGUACUGUGCAAACAAAUAUUUUCUUAACAUAAUAAAUGUAAAGAAAGCAAUUAAUUUAAAAAAAACAAUUACUUUUGGUGCCUUAUUCCCAAUGAGAAUUAUUUUGAGGUGACAAAAGGCCAAUUCCGUUGUGUCAGUUCAUGUCAACAUGUGACACUAUCGCUGCCCCAACACAAAAAAAGUUGUUCCAUUACAAAAAUUUAUUAUAUAUGGGAUAAUAUUAGCAAUUGUUGAACUUCACAAGAUUGCCAUUUAAUUAGCUAAAUGAACCAUUAUGUGCCUCUGUAAACCUUUCUACCACCGCCCACGAGAUGGCUACGCAGUGCAUAAUAAAUGAAUGAAUGAAUCAA